Molecule: messenger RNA, 351 nt
Organism: Trypanosoma rangeli
Lineage: Eukaryota; Euglenozoa; Kinetoplastea; Trypanosomatida; Trypanosomatidae
Exons: 1
Coding region: 1-351 (116 amino acids)
Source: RefSeq, a predicted model, not a curated record
AUGGCAGUAGAGAAACAGCAUGCAGGUGUGGUGAUACACGCCGUCGUACCGUGUCACCUUGUACACCCCAAACUAAGCGCCAAACUGCAACAGCCGACCAACCGCCGCGGCCGUUACGCCACGGUAAACACCAAGAACUACAGAGGGCUUCUCUCGGAGAGCCGUCUUCACGACAUUCCCCACACCAGUGGCCCCACCGGUGUGGCGUACACGGCGGUGCGAUACCCGUAUGACGUGCUGCGCGCCACACCGGUGGGGCCACCGGCGGCAAACCCUCGCAGAAUUCUACUGUCCCACGGCAACAGCUCGCGCAGCCACAUAGAAGCUGCCAAGAAGAAAGACAUACUCUGA